AAAAUAGUAAAUUCUCAAAAACAAUAAGAAAGAAAUCCAAGGCCACCACUCUCUCAUUAACAAUUCAAUGUUCCCAAAUAUUUCGAAAUCUUUGUUCAUAUAACCCAAAAUUGAUUGAUUCAUUUGUACUCAAGAAAUUCUCUCUACUUCAAUUUUUACUGGUCCACUUGCAUUACUCUUCAUCUUCUUCCUCAGUUCAAAAACAACCCAACAACCCAAGUCUCCCUUUCAUUUCCAUAAUCAUAAAACCAUCUUGAAAUGGCCCAUUUCAAUCCCGAUUAUAAUUAAUUAUUUCUGCUGUUUUUUUUUUUUGGUUUAAUUUAAAGAUUCGAUCCUUUUCAUUUUUGUUGAAGAAAUGGCUGUAAAUCACUGUUUAUCUUCAUUUCAGCCAGUAAUUCAUGCUCCACGAAGACCCAUAUCGCCAAUUUACAGUAUUCGAAUGUCUGUAAUGGCCACAGAAAUUUAUGGUGUUACUGCUAAGCAUUUAACUCAUUACAGAUAUGCAAACAGUAAAAAAGUGGCCACCUUUGUUUCUACUACUGUUUGUGAAAACUCGUCUCCACCUUCUUUUACUGCAUUUAAUGAGCUGAUCGAGUCUUUGAUUAAUCGGGUGGAUUUGUCAGAAUCUGAAGCAGAAGCAUCUCUUGAUUAUUUGUUAAAUGAUGCUAAUGAGACAUUAAUUAGUGCUUUACUUGUCUUGUUGAGAGCCAAAGGAGAGACUUUUGAAGAAAUAGUGGGAUUUGCAAGGGCAAUGAUUAAGCAUGCUAGAAAAGUUGAGGGGUUAGUUGAUGCAGUUGAUAUAGUUGGAACGGGUGGUGAUGGAGCUAAUACGGUUAAUAUUUCUACUGGGGCAUCUAUACUUGCUGCUGCUUGUGGUGCAAAAGUUGCCAAGCAAGGGAAUCGUUCGAGUUCUUCUGCAUGUGGAAGCGCUGAUGUUUUGGAAGCAUUAGGGGUAGUUAUUGACCUGGACCCGGAGGGGGUAUCAAGGUGUGUGAAUGAAGCAGGAAUUGGUUUUAUGAUGUCUCCCAAGUACCAUCCAGCAAUGCAGAUUGUCAGUCCUGUGAGAAAAAAAUUAAAAGUUAAGACAAUAUUCAACAUCUUGGGCCCUAUGUUGAAUCCGGCACGUGUACCGUUUGGAGUUGUUGGAGUAUUCAAGGAAGAGUUAGUUUACAAAAUGGCGAAAGCAUUGCAAAGAUUUGGGAUGAAGAGAGCACUAGUUGUUCACUCAGAGGGAUUAGAUGAGAUGAGUCCCCUUGGCGCUGGGACAGUUCUUGAUGUCACACCAGAAAAGAUUGAGAAAUUCUCAUUUGAUCCUUUGGAAUUCGGCAUUCAUCGUUGCACUUUAGAAGACUUGAGGGGCGGAGGUCCAGAAUAUAAUGCGGACGUGCUCAAACGUGUAUUAUCUGGGGAGAAAGGGGCUAUUGCUGAUGCGCUAAUUCUAAAUGCAGCAGCAGCUCUUCUGGUAAGCAGUCGUGUAAGAACUCUUGCUGAAGGAGUAGCUUUGGCUCGGGAGACGCAAUUGUCAGGAAAAGCUAUGAAGACUCUUGAUUCCUUGAUAAACAUAUCACAUGUGUGUAAAACUUUAUCUUGAACCCGUUGCUGCCGGAGUUGAUCUUCUCUAAUUUGUUUGACAACAGCAGAAGAAAGACAAAUUUCUCCUUGGUCAUACGGAUACAAUAAGUCUUGAAACAGAAUUGGCAAUUGUACAAGGAUAAGAACAAAAGGAAAGGAAUAACUAUGCACUAUUGUACAAGUUCUAGAGAGAAUUUUGGACAAUUUACUUGUCUACAGAUUAAUAAUAUCUUUGGGAAAUUACUGGUGCAAUAAUGUAAGAAAUAGUUGUGCUUCAACUUGAAAGAUGUUUUAUACAUUUUUUUCCAGUCA
Messenger RNA from Mercurialis annua (annual mercury), 1884 nucleotides. RefSeq names its product anthranilate phosphoribosyltransferase, chloroplastic. The record is from RefSeq and is a predicted model, not a curated record. Lineage: Eukaryota; Viridiplantae; Streptophyta; Magnoliopsida; Malpighiales; Euphorbiaceae. Bases 356 to 1591 code for a protein of 411 amino acids. Gene Ontology annotation, biological process: L-tryptophan biosynthetic process. Gene Ontology annotation, molecular function: anthranilate phosphoribosyltransferase activity. The transcript has 9 exons. Gene Ontology annotation, cellular component: cytosol.